CGUUUCUCUGUUAAGUCAGUCAAUCCUUACGGAACAGAGAGCAAUGUGACCUUCCGAACGGUCACGAGUUCGAACUCGAUAAGCGACAAUUAUAGCUUGAAUUUGAUAAUAGCAGAAAUAGAAUCCUCCAAAACCUGCAACCGAAUAGAGAAAUAAUGGAGAACAAUGAAGGCUUGCAUUUGGAGGGCGCACGGCGGCCCAGAAGCGUGUCUACGAGAAGACCUCGAUCAGAGUCCCACACUUUCCCCAACAAUAAUAACGCCGCCAACGCUGUUCCUGCAAAUUCUUCUCAGCUCAAACCGCAAAAUAAUUCAUCAUCGUCUUCAAAAUCUUCCAAGCGCCGUCACAGGCUUAUUCUUCCGGAAAAUUCAGAUGAUGAAGAUGAUUUUCCGCCAAAGAUGGAAAGGCCCUUACAAAUAUCACCUAAGGUUUUACCCACUAUUAAAAUUCCUGCUAUUGCCAUGCUUUCUGAUUUUAAAUCAAAAGAUGAUCAUCGACGGAAAGUUCUGGAUGAAGGCAUGGCUACCAGAAGGAUGGAGAUACAUAGUGAUGAUCCAUCCCUACAGCCACUACGAAAAAGCUCGAGGGUUCCAAAGAAAUAUGUCCCCGAAGAUGAGUAUCUUGAGGUUGAUGAAGAUUAUGAAGCAUCACAUGCUAAGAAGAGGAAGUCAAAAUCUGAGAAGGGACUAGAAGAACUGUACCAGGAAGAUGAUGAUAAAGCACAUCUAUCAACUGGGGAGGAUUCAGAAAAUUCAGAGUCUGAGUUUGAAGAAGUAAAGAGGAGGAAAGGAGAUAUUGCAACUUCUCUAGUUGAGACAAAAAAAGAUGUUCCUUUGACUGCACGUCAGAAGGCUGUUCAAAUGUCCAAAGCAGCUGAUGCAGAAGUAGGAGAAUGCCUGAUUGAAUUUCCAGAUGGGCUUCCUCAAACUAGUCAGAGGAAACGUCAAGAAAAGAUUCCAGACUUUGAAUUGCAGUUAAAGAAAGCAGAUGCAGCACGGAGGCGGAGGAUACAAGCCGAAAAGGCAGCUCAAGAGAUUCAGGCUGAUGCAAUAAAGAGAAUAUUAGGCCAAGACUCUUAUAAGCAAAAACGAGAGGAGAAGCUUCGAAGACAAAGGGAUGAAAUGCAACAGGAGAAGAGAGCUGCUGCAAAUACAAUUUCUUCAAAGAGUGUGAGAUGGGUCAGUGGGCCAUUGGGAACAGUUGUUUCUUUUUCUGAAGAUUCAGAUUUUCUUGGUAUUUUCAAUUCUGCUCCAUACGGGUAUCCUCCUGCUCGCGAGAAAUGUGCAGGGCCAUCAUGUAACAAUGCAUACAAAUACAGAGAUUCAAAGUCUAAUCUUCCUCUCUGUAGUCUUCUUUGUUACAGGGCAGUUCAUAAUAUGGCAGAGCCUCUCCCAUCUCAUUAGUGUUAUGGACUUCAGAUACUUUUCUUUGCCUUGUUUCUUUCUCGAAUUACUUGGAUUGCAGGAGGUGAAUGUGAUACCACUUUGUUGUUGAUUUAUGCCUAAAAUACUCACUCAAAGAGGUUCACUAUGAAUGUUAGACUAGAAAAUGGUAUGCAUUAAAAUUAUUUGUACAAAAUAAUGCUACUCAAUAACAUCUCAUUGCAAGACUGCAGUUGAUCAAUGAUUCUAUUGUAAUUUUAUGUAAUUUGAUUAAUUAUGACGACACUUGUUUUCAUAACAUCUUACUGCAAGACUGCAGUUGAUCAAUGAUUCUAUUGUAAUUUUAUGUAAUCUGAUCAAUUAUGAUAGCACUUGUUUUCAUCCAA
This is a messenger RNA of Cryptomeria japonica (Japanese cedar), 1768 nucleotides long. RefSeq lists its product as uncharacterized. Gene Ontology annotation, cellular component: Ino80 complex. Lineage: Eukaryota; Viridiplantae; Streptophyta; Pinopsida; Cupressales; Cupressaceae. Bases 156 to 1403 code for a protein of 415 amino acids. The record is from RefSeq and is a predicted model, not a curated record. Gene Ontology annotation, biological process: chromatin remodeling. The transcript is spliced from 6 exons.